Messenger RNA from Anopheles coluzzii, 3913 nucleotides. RefSeq names its product zinc finger protein GLI2. Gene Ontology annotation, cellular component: nucleus. Gene Ontology annotation, molecular function: DNA-binding transcription factor activity, RNA polymerase II-specific; RNA polymerase II cis-regulatory region sequence-specific DNA binding. Gene Ontology annotation, biological process: regulation of transcription by RNA polymerase II; smoothened signaling pathway. The coding region runs from base 787 to 2316 and encodes 509 amino acids. The transcript is spliced from 3 exons. The record is from RefSeq and is a predicted model, not a curated record. NCBI's taxonomy places the organism in Eukaryota, Metazoa, Arthropoda, Insecta, Diptera, Culicidae.
GGGAGACUGAUAAGAACGCUGUAAGUCGCUGACCGAGAUGUCGCUGGGUGUGUUGGUGGUCGUACACACAAGUAGUAGCGUUAAAAUGUGUUCCGGUUAGGUGGGGGGCCUUUAGUCAGCAUCUCGAACUCGUACCGCUCGGACCGCGCGCCAGGUUCGUUCGCCAGCACAAAAGGUCGCGCGUGGUUGAGUGCUACAGUUGAUAAAGCACCGGGCGAAGGAUCGGAUCCAUGCCGGGAGCGCCUCGGAGGAUUCGGAUUGUGUGUGUUUGCCGUCUUGUUUGCGCUACGCUUUUCUCCGCACAGUGUUGCUGUUCCGUCCAAUAUUAUUAACUUCUGUGUGACCGAGAGGGAGAGAGAGAGCGUUUAGAGUUAGACGAGCGACAAACGACGAAAAUGCAAAAGAAAUCGAAUCAGUGAAAGCGGGAGUGUGAGAGCAAGAAAAGAUUAGAACAAAGAGGCCAUCUUGGUAGUGAGUGAUCGGUAGUAGAUCGGUGGAUCAUUGCUACGUGUGUGUGUGCAUUUUGUGCUAACUCUUGUUCCAACGUGUGCUUGUGUGUGUGUGUGUUUCAUGGUGAAUGCAAAUAAGCCGCAACUUGCUAACAGCCCGGAAUGAGUAGUAAUUAACACGUUAAGAUAACGCUUCCAGUGUUGUGACAGUGUCGUAGUGUCCUCUGGCUGUCUCGACACCGGCUUUAACCCAAAGAAAGCACAUCUAACCUUAAAUGACAUAAAAAAUAUAAAAGCAAAAAGCAACCAGCGUCGCGACAAAACACACGGCACAACAAUGCUAAUCAACAAAGAAACCAUCCCGUACAGGAUGGGCCUGCAGCCCUUCUACUACUACCAAUCGUCACCGCCGGUGCAGAAUGAGCGGCUCGGCGGCUACCACCCGAUAACGCCCCCGUACCACCAUCCGUACGACUUUAUCCUGCCGAUGCAAUCGUCGCCACCGGGCUCGAUGCCGGCCAGCGCAACGGUAGCGGCGGUAGCGGCCGCCGCCACCGCCGGUGUACCCGUGCCGACCGAUCGUCUUCGGUCGCCGGCCUCAUCAACCGGCUCGUCGCCUACGUCUGUCGGCUCAUCGCCACUGUACUUCUACCUGAACGGGCGCAACACCGGCACGGAGGGAGCUGCCGUGUCGGGAAAGGAUCAACUUGCGGCAGGGCCGCUUUCACCACCCCACACACCACCAUUGCGCGAUCGCUCGCCCUGCCCACUGUCGGGUCGGGGUGAAGUGCUCGGUACCGGCAGUACGGCAGCGCAGCGCAACUCCGUCAUUAUGAAGGUGCAGAAUCAGCAGGUCGUCCCGAUGCAGGGCGAAACCGACGCGAGCAGCUCGCAGUCCGAGCCGGACACGGUGGAGGAGUUUGUCUGCCGCUGGGAAAACUGUUACUGCGUGUUCUUCAAGCUGGAGGAUCUGGCAAGUCACGUUACGCAGAAGCACGCCGUCAUCGGGCUGGACGGUUUGUACUACUGCCGCUGGGAGCGCUGCCUGCGCCAGGACCGUGGCUUCAACGCGCGCUACAAGAUGCUGGUGCACGUGCGCACCCACACGAAGGAGAAGCCGCACCAGUGCGGCAAGUGUGGCAAGUGUUUUUCGCGCGCGGAAAAUCUGAAAAUUCACCUCCGCUCACACUCGGGCGAAAAGCCGUACGUCUGCCCGGUGGAGGGAUGCAACAAAGCGUACUCGAACUCUUCCGAUCGGUUCAAGCACACCCGAACGCACUCGAACGACAAACCGUACGUGUGCAAGGUGCCGGGCUGCAACAAGCGCUACACCGAUCCGUCCUCGCUGCGCAAGCACGUCAAAACGUUCAAGCACGCGAACCUGGACGGCUGCUCGCCCCUGCGGCUGCCGGAUGUGUGCUGCAUGGAGUACGAAAGCUACUCCCAGGACAGUACGCCCCGCUCGGAUGCGACCGGUUCCUAUCCGGACUACGAUUCCGAGGACGACGGUGGUGCGCUGAUCGAUGUGGUGUGCUGCGACGAGGAGGCCCGGCUCUAUCCCGAGUACGGGCCGCAACGUUUGGCGGGCUGCGAGCAUCCCGGGUGCUGUCAGCAGUUUAAGCACGGUGCCAGCUACUGGGGCUUGAUGGAACAGGCGGACGAUUCCCGGCGCCAGCUGAUGGAUGGCGAGCAGCUCGAACCGUGGGACAACGGCAACGGUACGGCAUCGCGCGAAGACGACGCACGGUGCGGGGAAGGUGUCGUCGUCGUCGGUGCUGCCGGGGCGGGUGAGCGUCCGGAGGUGCCGAGGCUGCUCAAGAUGGACGUGGAAGAUGGUCCGCUCGAUCUCAGUGUACAUCACCGAUGAAAGUAUGCAAUUGAGGAGAUGUUGUUUGGUUUUUUUAUUUCGUUGUUUUAAAAGAGGUGCGCGUAGUAAGCGUAACUUAUCCCCAUAACCUUACUUUCCCGUGCUCCCUUUUCCCUAUCCUGUCCCACACCACCUUCCCUUUGUUUCUGCAUUGAAACAAACAUUUUUAACUGUGUUCUGCAACGCAACUGAUGGAUUUUGUAGUCUGUAAGGAAACAAGUUUUUUUUAUUAUUAUUAUUACUUUAAUAUUUUACACACAACAUGCAAGCAAAUAAGCAAACAAGCAAGCAAACAAAACAUAUCUAUAACAAAACGUUUAUCUUUAUUGUGUAAUGCCGCAAGCGAGCAAAACUAACAAAAACUACAUGUUUAGCUGUAACGAUACGAUCGAACACUAGUGCAAUGUGCUGCGAAUGUUUUAAACUUCAUAUGGCGGGCGGGCAGCUCCCCACAACAACAACACACACAAUAAAAUGGUGCAAGUGUAGGUUUAGUAGGCUAGAACAAUAAUGCUAGAAGGAUUUGUGAUUUUGAUGGCAAGAGAGAUGGAAGAAGCGAGAAAGAGGAAAUGGAGAAGAAGAAAUAAGAAGCAGAAAAAGAUGAUCAAGAAAGAAGAAGAAAGCUGAACAAUAGAAGUAAAGGGGAAAGAAGUAAAAAGGAAAAGAAAAAGGAAAUAGAAGAAGUACGAAGAACACAGAAAAAGGAGAUAUAGGAAGAAGAAAGAUGACGAAAUAAGAAGAAGGAAGCAGAAGAAAAAGCAGUACAAGAAGACGGAAUAAGAAGAAGAAUGAGAAGAAAGUAGAAGAAGAUGAAAUAAGAAGAAGAAACAAAGAAUAGGAGAAUGGGAAGAAAGAAGAAGAAAGAAGAAGAAAGAAGAAGAAAGAAGAAGAAAGAAGAAGAAAGAAGAAGAAAGAAGAAGAAAGAAGCAAGAAGAAGCAAGAAGAAGCAAGAAGAAGAAAGAAGAAGGAAGAAGAAGAAAGAAGAAGAAAGAAGAAGAAAGAAGAAGAAAGAAGAAGAAAGAAGAAAAAAGAAGAAGAAAGAAGAAGAAAGAAGAAGAAAGAAGAAGAAAGAAGAAGAAAGACGAAGAAAGAAGAAGAAAGAAGAAGAAAGAAGAAAUAAGAAGAAAGAAGAAGAAAGAAGAAGAAAGAAGAAGAAAGAAGAAGAAAGAAGAAAGAAGAAGAAAGAAGAAGAAAGAAUGAGAAAGAAUAAGAAGAAGAAACAAGAAGAGAGAAAGAAAGGAGUACAUAACAUUUCUUUCUCCUUUUAUUCUAUUCUUUUUAUUGAAUGAGACAGAAAACACGAAUGUCGAAAAGGACAAAGCUUAAGAGCAAGAAUAGAACAGCACGAGAAUAGGUGUUACUAAUGGAGGAGAACAUUAAAACAGAAAAAAAGAGUAAAGAAAGAGAGCGUGUUUGUGUGCGAGAGAGUGACAGUACAAUUAUAGAAAAACAAACAAACGGAACAACACUCUGUGGUGUGUAUUGAAACUCAACUUCUUUUAACUAAUGCAGUGCAACACGAAAACAAAUACUUACUUGUUACAAUCUUUAACCCAUUUAUGUGGUGUGGUUGAAUAAAGCAAACCAAAAGCAACAA